Messenger RNA from Nerophis lumbriciformis (worm pipefish), 1038 nucleotides. Lineage: Eukaryota; Metazoa; Chordata; Actinopteri; Syngnathiformes; Syngnathidae. The record is from RefSeq and is a predicted model, not a curated record.
CAGAGCGAAAGAAGUACUGCAUGAAUGAACACUCCCCCAGGGAGCGGAUUUUUUAGUUAAGUGAUGAUUAAAACCUUUAGAGGGGCACUGUUCUAAGCUCUGAAUUAUUUGACGAAUUCCUUACUUGUUAAUUCGAAGUUGAACAUGUGUUUAAUAGCAAGCUGUGGGACACAAGCCGUUAAGAGCAGGCCCUCAAUCGUUGCUAGUUGAAUUGGACUCAAUCAUCUUCACCUGCAGUACAAAAGUCUCCAUGACUCAAACAAAGUGGCAAACAAAACUUCCAUUCGAGGUCCAGGUAUGACUCUAAAGCUUCGAACCCAAGCUCGACUCUUUGACCUGCACUGCUCUGUAGGUUUAACGGACUGGGACAUGGACAAAGAGUUCAAACUGGCAACGACCACUGAUCAGUUCUACCAUGAUGAUAAACUUAGCGAUCAAUAUGUUGUUCAGAGACCUUCGGCAAGAGCCUGCAGAAGAAAGGAUGAGUUCAUUUGGAUGAAGCCGCCUCUUGCCAGGCAACACACAGCAGACCCACAGUGGGAAGAGCAAAAGCGAGGAAUGGAAUGUACUUCUUUUCAGGACAAUAAGCCCUUGAAGGCGGGAGGUUGGCCUCGUCCGCCAGUAAAUUAUUGCAUCCUCAUCGCUCUGGCGCUUAAGAGCAGCCACACGGGCUGCCUCAAAGUGCAGCAGAUUUACAACUUUACCAGAGAGCACUUCCCUUUCUUUCAGACAGCUCCUGACGGAUGGAAGAACACAAUUCGACACAACCUCUGCUUCAACAGCAGCUUCUGCAAAACCUGCAAUCAGAUGUCUAAAGAUGGCAAAAGGAAGUCCUGCUUCUGGCACCUGACUCGAGAUGGGCAGCGCCGACUGAAAGAAGAGUUCAGCAUGUUGACCAAGAAGUCUCUCAAGCAGUUGGAGGGGAGCAUGUCCUGCCCAGAUAUAAUCGGACGAUUGCUCGCCAUGUGAUUUUUCAGUUGCCAAAAGGACUUGAAGAAUAAACGGAUGCAUCUCGAACUUUAAUAUAUGCAUUCCUCC